Molecule: messenger RNA, 2022 nt
Organism: Exophiala aquamarina CBS 119918
Lineage: Eukaryota; Fungi; Ascomycota; Eurotiomycetes; Chaetothyriales; Herpotrichiellaceae
Exons: 1
Coding region: 1-2022 (673 amino acids)
Source: RefSeq, a predicted model, not a curated record
AUGGCUUCGUUCUUAAACAAGAUCAAGCGUGGUACUGGGGCGCUUCCGCAGUCACACUCAGAGCAAAGUCAUGAGCAGUCCCUCACCACAAUCUUAUCUACCCAUGAAGAUAAGUCAGAAUUACUGCUGAUAGUUGCCAAUUGUGUGGGUUCUAUGCGACGGCAGGUAAUAGACAUCUUCGAUCCUGAAAGAGGUCACGAAAGCUGGACUCGUUCACUGUCGACCCUAUCUGGAAAGGAUCAAACACUCGCUCAUAGUGGAGAGUCUACUGAGGCUGAGGCAGCAAAGUCUUCAAAAGGAACCAGCCCGGCACAGGAAGAAGAAGCACGGAAGAAACGCUACGAAAGAAGGGCGAAGGAAUUGUCUAGUUCUGAGAUGAUAGCGUUGAGAGAUGCAACGUUGAACCAUUUCGACACGUGGAGAGACAAGGUCAUUCAGCGCUUAGGCGAAGCCAUCAACCAGCACCAAGAUGAUGAAUUUGAUGCGUCGAAGAACAUGCCUCAAACUCAUAGUCGAGAGGAUGAGCUCAGCCAAGAGCUGGAGGAUCCCGAGUCAGAUCACGCAUUGGAGCAGCCGUAUCCUCCUCAAGAAACUCCACUACGAAGCUUGCCCCAAGCUCAAAGGGUACUCAUCUUGCACUCCCUUGUACUGUUACUCCUUAGCCUUGAGGCUUACACUGCGGAAUCUCGUGUCCUCUUGCUUCGAAUAACCAGCUCCUUAGGCCUUCCUAUGAAGAUCCUGGCCAAAGAUGAAGCACAGGUUGCGAAGGGCCUCCUCGAGUCUGCGAAGCAGCAGAUGAAUGCGGAUGCCGACACCAAGAAGAAAGCUGAAGAAAACGCAUCAUCUCGCAAGUGGAAAGUCGGACUAGGUGCUGCAGCGGGUGCUGUUCUCAUUGGCGUUACUGGAGGUUUGGCUGCUCCGCUGCUUGCCGCCGGUGUGGGUUCUUUGAUGGGAGGUAUCGGUCUCGGUGCAACAGCCACAGCAGGCUACCUUGGAGCUCUUGCAGGGAGCGCUCCUUUGGUAGGAGCAUUGUUUGGUGCGUAUGGAGGACGAAUGACUGGACGAGCCAUCGACCAGUAUGCUAGAGAGGUUGACGAUUUUGCUUUCAUCCCUCUUCACAAAACUCAUGGAUUCCAUAUCAAAGACGCCGAGGGCGAUUCAAGACAUCUACGUGUUGCUAUUGGUAUAUCAGGCUACCUCAACGACGAAUCUGAAGUUGUCAAGCCUUGGCAGGUGAUCGGAAACAGCGUGGAAGGCUUUGCGCUCAGAUGGGAAGUCAAAUCGCUCGUGAAACUCGGCAGUGCGUUGACAACAUAUAUUCGAAGUUAUGCUUGGGGAUGGGCGAAGAAGGAGGUCAUCAGUCGAACAAUCCUGGCCACCCUUGCAUCCGCAUUGACACUACCUUAUGGCAUCGCAAAGGCCACAAAGUUGGUUGACAACCCAUGGAGUGUUGCUGCAUCACGAAGUGACAAAGCAGGAAAAGUCCUUGCGCAAGCGCUCAUCUCGAGGGUUCAAGGGGAGAGACCAGUCACACUUCUUGGAUAUUCUCUGGGAGCACGUCUUAUAUACUCGUGCCUGGAUGAGCUUGCAGAUCGCCGAGCAUAUGGUCUGGUGGAGUCAGUCGUGUUGGCAGGGGCAGCCGCACCCUCGGAUUCGGUUACAUGGCGAAAGCUACGAGCGGUAGUCAGUGGCAGGCUCAUCAAUGUCUAUUCGACAAACGACUAUCUGCUGGGCAUAUUGUACCGGACAAGCAGUCUCCAGUAUGGUAUCGCCGGUCUGCAGACAAUUGAAGAUGUGCCUGGAAUCGAGAACGUGGAUGCUUCUAGCAUCGUGGAUGGUCACACACAAUACCGCUUUCUCAUCGGCCGCAUUCUUGGGCAAGUCGGAUUAGAAGACAUUGAUGUAGGAGAAGAGGAGCAACAAAUGAGAGAUUUACGACAGAGCCAGAAGAAAGACGCAGAGGAGCGGGAGAAGAGCGAGAAAGAAGAGAAGAUGGUUGAGAAUGCCUCAAGUGGCCCCUGA